AUGCAUAAAGUACUGGUGCCCAAGUAUUCUGGAGCUCAUCGUUUUGCUUGUAAGAGAUUACUCUCUACGUUUCCAGCCCUUCCAGCUGACAAUCUGCCUCCAAUAGGUUUAGCACUUUAUCGAGCACUUCUCCGACAAUGCCGUCCUUCAACAAAAGACACUCCGUGGCUGGGUGAGACUAAAUCCCUUGUUCAACAAAAUUUCCGAAAAUAUAAAAAACUACAAAGCCCAUCACAAACAGUAAAUGCCUUGAAGGCAGGCUAUGAGGCUCUAGAUCUCCUCUCUUUGUCCCACACCAAUCAACAUGAUGCACACCGGAUUAGAACUCUCGUAGCUCAAGCUAGGGCACAGAAAGAUAAAUAUGCUGCGAUGCAAAGGAAAAUUCGGCCAAUAGCGCCGCCUGCCAAACCCCUUACGCCCAAGAAAGCCCGAAAAGAAAACUCAAUUCGCUUACAGGAGGAAACAACUCAGCGACAUCCCAAUGCCACCUCAGUCCUCAACCGACCCCGGCCGUUAGGUGACAAGAAGCGCAAUGUCCCUGUACUUGUCAAUGCACGCGGACUUCCGUUCUUGCGCUAUAAAAAGCCGCAGCCGAGAAAUGUCAGCGGUGUGAUACGAAAAAAACUUGGGUGUCGUUGGGACUGGAUUGAACGUCGAGACAGGCUGAAAAUAGAGCUACUUUUCGCCAAGGACGAAGAAGAAUGGGAUCACAUCACCAAGACCAAGGAGCCGUCCACUUGGUCCGAGCAUCCUGCAAAUGCUAUUGCCGAUGUUAAUGCAAAAAUUGGACACUUCGACAUGCGUGCUAAAGAGCUGGCGGAUAACAUGUGGAAGAUCAUUCUAGCUGAAAGGGCUUUGGCGGAAGAAGAAGCUAGCCAAAAGCAGCCAAAGCAAUGA
Messenger RNA from Penicillium vulpinum, 897 nucleotides. Its product is annotated as LYR motif-containing protein. NCBI's taxonomy places the organism in Eukaryota, Fungi, Ascomycota, Eurotiomycetes, Eurotiales, Aspergillaceae. The transcript is spliced from 2 exons. The record is from RefSeq and is a predicted model, not a curated record. The coding region runs from base 1 to 897 and encodes 298 amino acids.